Messenger RNA from Drepanopeziza brunnea f. sp. 'multigermtubi' MB_m1, 765 nucleotides. RefSeq lists its product as uncharacterized. Lineage: Eukaryota; Fungi; Ascomycota; Leotiomycetes; Helotiales; Drepanopezizaceae. The record is from RefSeq and is a predicted model, not a curated record. Gene Ontology annotation, cellular component: proteasome core complex, alpha-subunit complex; cytosol; nucleus. Gene Ontology annotation, biological process: ubiquitin-dependent protein catabolic process; proteasomal protein catabolic process.
AUGUCGGGCAGCGCAGGAUACGACAGACACAUCACUAUCUUCUCUGACCAGGGAAGACUAUACCAAGUCGAAUAUGCUUUCAAGGCUAUCACGGCUGCGAACAUCAUGUCGAUUGGUGUGAGAGGAAAGGACUGCGCCGUUGUCCUGUCGCAGAAGAAGGUCCCCGACAAGCUUAUCGACCCAUCAUCUGUCUCGCACAUUUUUCAGCUCUCUCCAUCGGUAGGCUGUGUCAUGACCGGGUCCAUCGCCGAUGCCAGGGCAUCUGUCCAAAGAGCUAUCGGUGAAGCCGCUGAGUUCAGAUACAAGUAUGGGUACGAGAUGCCUUGCGAUGCUCUGGCCAAGCGAAUUGCCAACAUCAGUCAAGUCUAUACGCAAAGAGCUUACAUGCGUCCGUAUGGCGUUGCUACUACUCUGAUCUCAUUAGAUUCCGAGUACGGUCCUCAACUCUACAAGUGCGAUCCAGCAGGUUACUACACAGGCUACAAGGGCACGGCGGCAGGCCCUAAGCAGCAAGAGGCUUUUAAUCAUCUUGAGAAGAAGCUCAAGAACAAGGAGCAUGCAGAUGGCAGCUGGGAAGAUGUUGUUGAGCUUGCGAUCACUACCUUGAGCACUGUUCUCAGCGUGGAUUUCAAGAAGGGCGAAUUGGAGAUUGGCAUCGUUGGCGGGCCCAGAAAGGACGGGAAGGAAGGCCCCGACCCGGGUUUCAGAGCUUUGACAGAAGAGGAGAUCGACGAGAGACUCCAAGCGAUCGCAGAGAAAGAUUGA